Betta splendens (Siamese fighting fish) is the source of this 1679-nucleotide messenger RNA. Its product is annotated as acidic mammalian chitinase-like. The record is from RefSeq and is a predicted model, not a curated record. Gene Ontology annotation, cellular component: extracellular region. NCBI's taxonomy places the organism in Eukaryota, Metazoa, Chordata, Actinopteri, Anabantiformes, Osphronemidae. The coding region runs from base 103 to 1554 and encodes 483 amino acids. The transcript is spliced from 11 exons. Gene Ontology annotation, molecular function: chitinase activity; chitin binding. Gene Ontology annotation, biological process: carbohydrate metabolic process; chitin catabolic process.
ACACGUUUCUUGGCAGACGUUCCGUUUUUGCCGAGUUUAAACAAACGCAGGACACAUAAAAGCGAGCGCGCCUGUAGGUCAGCCUCCUCCAACAGGCGAGUCAUGGCCAAAGCACUGUUUGUGACCGCGUUGGCCCUGCUGCUGCACGCGCAGCUCGGCUCGUCCUUCAUACUGUCAUGCUACUUCACCAACUGGGCUCAGUACAGACCGCCUCCCACCAUUUACAUGCCCAAUGACAUCGACCCGUGUCUCUGCACCCAUCUCCUCUACGCCUUUGCCACCAUUAAAAACAACCAACUGGCCACCUACGAAUGGGACGAUGUGUCGCUUUACAGCCAGUUCAAUGGCCUGAAGAACAAGAACGGCAACCUGAAGACCCUUCUGUCGGUCGGAGGCUGGAACUUUGGCUCCGCAGGUUUUUCACAGAUGGUGUCAAGCCCUGCCAACCGUCAGACCUUCAUCAACUCUGUCAUUUCAUUCCUGAGACUGUACGAGUUUGAUGGGCUGGAUAUUGACUGGGAGUACCCGGCCAACAGAGGAAGUCCUCCAGAGGAUCAAGAGAACUAUUCUGUUUUACUGGAGGAAAUGAGAGCUGCCUUUGAGACUGAGGCCCAGAAGAGCAGCAAGGCUCGUCUUCUGAUGUCUGCUGCUGUGUCGGCUGGAAAGGGCACCAUUGAUUCAGCUUAUCAGAUUCCCAAACUUGGCCAGUCUCUGGACAUGAUCAACGUCAUGACUUACGAUUUUCAUGGAUCAUGGGACACCAUGACCGGCGAAUGUAGCCCCCUGUUUAGAGGCCCGGAGGACCAGGGCAGCCUCAUCUACUUCAAUGUGGACUAUGCCAUGAACUACUGGAAGAGCCAAGGAGCACCAGCUGAGAAGCUGAUUGUUGGCUUCCCCACGUAUGGAAACACCUUCACUCUCAGCAACCCGGCUAAUCAUGGUGUUGGAGCUCCCAUUUCUGGCGCUGGAACCCCAGGGAAGUACACUCAAGAGGCUGGAGAGCUGGCCUAUUUCGAGAUCUGUGGCUUCUUACAAAAUGGAGGUACUGAGGUUUGGAACCAGGCCCAGGAUGUGCCCUAUGCUUACAACGGAAACCAGUGGGUGGGCUACGACAACAUCAAGAGCUUCCAGAUAAAGGCAAACUGGCUGGUGAACAGUAAGUUUGGAGGAGCCAUGGUGUGGACCAUCGAUAUGGACGACUACCUGGGCACAUUCUGUAACCAGGGAAAAUACCCACUGAUUAAUGUUCUCAAGAAGAGCCUCAAUCUUGAACAAGCAGAAUGUGCUCCUCCUGCUACUCCCCUUCCUCCGAUCCCCGGGGUGAGCACCACCGCUAGCGUGGUCACUGCAGGAGGCUCAGGCUCAGGCUCAGGCUCAGCCUCAGGCUCCAGCAGCGUCAACAGCAGCUUCUGCGUUGGAAAAGCCAAUGGAAUGUACCCAAACCCAACCAACAAAAACCAGUUCUACCAGUGCAGUUCAGGCAAGGCCUACCUUGAAAGCUGUGCCUCUGGCCUGGUCUUCGACACCUCAUGCUCCUGCUGCAACUGGGCCUAAAGCUGAUGACCAGUUAGUCGGCUGCAUUGUACAUUAGUUCUUAGAGGCUUUUGCUUCACAAAUAUAACAGAUGUUAAACAAUGUAGGAAGGGAAAACCUUAGAAAUAAAUGAUUGAGCUGAUGAA